UACGUGUAAAAACACGUAUAUCUUACCAAAGUACAAGUGUACUGCAGCGAGGGCGUGCAAAGAGAAGUUACAAAACAGUAAUCAUCUGCAGAAUUUUCAUCAAAAAUUCUAUUCAUUAUGACAGAAGACAAGAACAAAGGGUAUUUCGCUGUUGACAAAUUAAUGAAAAAGGCAAAAACCGCAGAUGUCACUUUAGACGAUAUCAAUGAUGCAUAUGCGACUCACAGCGCAAUAUACGAGACGGGAAUGAAGAACAAUGAUUAUUCUGGACAUAUUGUGGCUGUUAGUAAAUUGACACAAAAAUUGAAAGAGUUUGAAUUUACUAACAAUGUUCGCAUAAUUGACAUGGGUUGUGGUACAGGUAUGGCUGGCGAGCAGCUGAGCAAACAUGGCUACACAAACCUCGAUGGAGUUGAUCUAAAUUUUCAAAUGCUAGAGCUUGCAAGAAAAAAGGGCAUCUACAAAUCAUUGCAGACAGGAGCAAUGGGAUCUCCAAAUUGCAAAGAUUUGGGAAUCAAUCCAAAUGAGUAUGAUGCUGCUAUAUGUACUGGAGUGUUAGCGCUUGCACAUGUGGAGAGUGAAGGCUUAAAUGAUCUUAUUCAUGUGGUUAAACCUGGUGGUCUGGUAUGUUUCAGUAUAAGAGAUAUGCAUUACAACACCAAGAAAUGUAAUUUUCCUGAAAGCAUAGAGCAAAAUUGUAAGGACGGAAAGUGGAAAUUGAUUGACAAGCAUCACCAAGAAAACUAUUUGGAAGGAGAUGGUGCCUGGUAUUUUGUCUGUCAAAUACUAUGAAGUAAUUGAUUUCAUCUGACAUUGAUUUUUUGAUGUUACUAGGAAAUAUUCAAAGCGAAAUUUUGUGUCACUGACAGUAUUAAAAACAGAGACAAUAGUUUUGAACAAAAAAUGAGAAGAAAUAAAUAUUGAAGAAAAAUGAAGUUCUGAUUUGAAUGAUACCCUAUGUGAAAUAUUACAAUUAUAAACUCUUAAUUAUCUUUACAAAGAUUGGCUAAUUUAUCUUAAGUCAUUUCCAAGUUUUCCUCUUGAUCCUCAUAGAAGUCUUCAACUAGUUUAUCCAUGGAUAAAAAUGUUUCGCUAGAUCAUUCAAAUACAGUAUAUGUGAUCAAGUCCUACUAGAGAACAAUUGAAAUUAGUACGUUUCAUUUCACUUCAAUGGUGUGUUCCAAUUGUUAUUAAUUCAAAAUACUUUAAUCACAGUACUGCUGGUUGGAAAUUUUUAAAGUAAAUUUAAGGUUAAAAUACUCCAAAUACGAUAAGCUCUUUAAAAAUGGAAAUAUAUUUUUAGUAAAGUA
Molecule: messenger RNA, 1310 nt
Organism: Xenia sp. Carnegie-2017
Lineage: Eukaryota; Metazoa; Cnidaria; Anthozoa; Malacalcyonacea; Xeniidae
Product: methyltransferase-like protein 27
Exons: 2
Coding region: 118-792 (224 amino acids)
Source: RefSeq, a predicted model, not a curated record